AUAAGAAUGGUUUUAUUUCAACGUGCGCCUUGUGUAGCCUUAUUUCCCCUAUAUAUCAAGCGUUAACUUAAUUACGCAAAGAUAGCGCUAUCGUUUGCGAGAGUUGAGUUUGACAAUCAAUAUGAUAUGGAUUUUAGAUACGUCCAAAUAAAAAUAACACACCGUAAUACACUUAAGUCAAUGAUAGUGAAGGAUACAACACAUUUAUUUCAUCUUCAAUUCAGAAAGGUAAACAUGUCUAACUCUUCGUUCAGCAACCUGAAAAUUGUCAACCUAAAUGUAGAACGUAUUGGUGCUUUAAGGCGGAAAAAAGGAAUCAAAUAUAUUCGGAGAGUUGCAGAGAAAACAAACGCGGACAUCAUCGUCCUGCAUCGAGGAUGCCCAGAUGAUGAAAUCGACGGCUAUAAAAAGCAUCAUGGUUGUAAAGAUGAUGGAUCAAAGUUGCUGUACAAUAUCUACACAAUAACCGUCUCACCGAUUACAAAACCCCAAUGCAGUAUUGUAUACACUUUAAAUAAUUUUGCUGUUUUCACUGGGUUAUCUGUUUUGUCGGUAGCAUCUUAUGGCCGUGUUUCUCGUAGUUUUAGUCUUGCAUCAUGGGAGCCAGUUAUAUUUGCGGAGGGAUCAGCUCUUGCCCUUACCAAUUUAGUUCGAGCGCUACAUGAUUGCAUCGGGGCAACAGAAACCCCCGUUUUAUCAAUAGGACGGAUACCCAUACCCAUCAACAUCGAUGAGGUCAAGUAUUACGCCCAAAAAGGAAACGUUGACUGGGAUGCUCGAUAUCUGGAAGAAAUUCAAGAAAACAUAUGCAACGACACUUAUAUAACAACUGAGAGGGUGAUGACAAGUGUACGAGAUUUGAAUAAACUGAAGGUCAGGAGUUGCGACAAUGGUUCCAAUGAAACUGACGUUGUGAUUGCGUCAAGAUGUCUUAACACUGCAGAAUUGUGUCCUCUUGAUUUGAAUCAUACCACCGGAACAACCGGACGGAGUGGCUCAAUACAAGGCUUUCGACCGACAACAUCUCUGAAGCUUCCUUUGCACCCCCCUACUAUGCUCGGUGCCUAGAGGUCAUAGUGAGUAGCAUGAUUCAUCAGACCAUUGUGCUGCUGUGGUAUGAAGUAAACAUGAAAUAAAUGUUUUAAACUCAAAAUGUCACAUCGAUAAAUUUGAAUCAGAUGUAAUCUCACAGUGCAAAUAUAUUAAUUUUUCAGAAACCUAUUGUGUCCAUAUUUAGAUCCAUGCAAGGGUUUAUUAACAAGUAUCGGGAUAUGUUAUAUUCUAUCGACAUGGCAUGUAAAUAUUAUGUAGAUAAUGUAUAUGAGAUUUUAAAAUCGAAAAAUCAUAACAUAAAUCUAGAUGAAAUACAUUAUUACGUUGUUUUUUUUUAAAUAAAUAUUUCACUGAAUUUACAAACUGAAAACGAACUCAGAUAUAAAACAUUAAACAGAUCGAUUAAGUUUAUGCAUAGUUAACAUUAUCGAUGUUUUCAUUGAUAAUCUUUGGUAUCUCUUUGCUGCCUGUAUAAUCAAACACUUUUUUAAGUGAAACUCAUUGGAUGUAUUGAUGUCGUCUGACUUUGUACUCCGAUUUUUGUUGUAGUGCUAUUUAUUUGUUGUAUAUAAUCUUUGUUUGGUUUGUGUUAUUACAGCUUAUAACAAUUAAAAAAACAUAUAUAAAUAUAAGUUCUUAGAUGGUGCAUUACACAUACUAAUAUUACUUUAAAUUAAUAGUUCAGAUUGUGCGUGUUUGGUAUUGCGGAUAACUGUUUGACAAUUGCUAGAGCGGUUAUUGAGUAUAAUGGGAUAGUUGUCUUUAUCUUGCCUGAGCAGAGCCUCAUUUAUAUUUACUAAUGCGGACGUACGGUCUAUACUUUCUUAGUGACAACGGCAUUUAUACGUCUCCCAUAUAAGUCGCAUGUGUUAUGCCCGCGUAAUAUUUUUAUUUUAACGGCAGAAACCUUGAUGGCCACCGUGAAAACAGUUUAGAUUCCACGGGAGACACAAGGAAGCCGCACGUUAUCCGUUGAUCAUCAUUAAUUAGACUGUAAGACAAUAACAAUUAUACAGCCAUUCCUACAGUUUUGUAUGUAGGAACAUGACCUUGCGGGCGUCACAGAUUUUCUACGACACCCGCAGAAUCAAAUCAAUUUUAACGCCGACGCAGAGCAGAUGUGACUAGGAUAAAAAGAAAGGCUCAUAUUUCCCGAAAAUCCACCCUGAGGCGUCUGCCGUCCAUAUCACUUUAAGAUGGAUGGUUUGUUUGCAAUGUUCGUAAAUAUUUGUUGUUUUCUUCAUCCGCAUAUAGAAGAUGUGUGUACAAUGUGUAUUAUCCGCAUCUUUUGAAAAUGAAAUAGCCUGAAAUCACCAAAGGCUGAUUAAACACCUGUGAAUGUGAUCUUUAUGAUAAGUUUGGUUCAUUUUUUUGGAAUGCUAGGACAUAAUGGCGCUUGUGUCUUUACCUAUGGUUAGUACGCACGAAUUUAUAAGGUAUUUGUUUUGUGUGUGAUGCAAUGUAUAACAUGUUGAAUAUCAACCACAUAAUCCAAAGGUUGUUUCGGAAAUUUGGAAUAUAUGUAAAAUAUC
Messenger RNA from Dreissena polymorpha, 2585 nucleotides. RefSeq lists its product as uncharacterized. Bases 127 to 1068 code for a protein of 313 amino acids. The transcript is spliced from 3 exons. Lineage: Eukaryota; Metazoa; Mollusca; Bivalvia; Myida; Dreissenidae. The record is from RefSeq and is a predicted model, not a curated record.